This is a messenger RNA of Fusarium redolens, 1098 nucleotides long. RefSeq lists its product as uncharacterized. The record is from RefSeq and is a predicted model, not a curated record. Lineage: Eukaryota; Fungi; Ascomycota; Sordariomycetes; Hypocreales; Nectriaceae. The coding region runs from base 1 to 1098 and encodes 365 amino acids. The transcript has a single exon.
AUGUAUCCUCACCAGUUUGACUCCCAACAACAGACCCUGCCAUCCGAAUUACCGGCUGAAACAGUCCAUCAUCACGAUUACACAUACCAACCCAGCCUUCAUCUUUACCAACCACAAAUACUACCUCCUUCGCCUCCCAUGGAAAGACCAACUCUAUCCCCAUCACGUCCCAUCCUCAUCCCCUCAACCUCAAUCACAGGCUCCCUAGAAGUAACUCCACCAUUCCACCGAGCUUAUCCUCCUAUUCUCAACUCCUAUGGAAUCUCUUCAAAAGAUUUCAUGGCUGUCAUCGAUGCACUCAACAUCGCCCUUGCUGAGCCAGCACCAUUCAAAGCAAUGGAAGUCGCAGGCGAUGGCCUCGGCUUCGUCCCUAAUGAAAUCGCCCAAGGCGUUUCUUUAGGUCUUGGAUUAGCCGCAGGUACUGGAUCUGCUGCUACCGCAUAUAUCCGAGAGAAAAGGGUCCUUGAGAGGGUGAAUCGUGAUAUAUUCGCCCCAAAGGGCUUGGUGAUGAAGACCAUGAAGGAUGAGGAAGUGAUGCAACGACUCAACACCACGGCUAAGAGUCUUGAUCCACUACAAAGGUUGCAAGAAAUAGCACCGUAUGUUCAGGUUCUGUCUUUUGAUGUCGAGCCACCUGUUCGACAUUCUAAUAUGCUGGAUCGCAUCAGCGCCAAGCAAGCUGCGAGCAAGCAAGCAGGCAAGGAAAAGAAGAAACAGAAGAAACAAGACAAGCGCCUCCAAAAGCGCGAAAAGGCCGCUGAUAAAUUCGAUCGUCCAAUUGAUUCUAUCGAUGAACAGUACAACUCCGACAUUGAAAGUCGAAUUGAGAUCGAGGCCAGGAUCGCGAGGUUGGAGGGUAGGAUCGCGGAUAUCAACAUGAAAGCAGAAGAUAAGCUUGCUGAGUCGAGUAGCAAGAAAGCUGGCGAGAUUGAAAAGAGACGAAGAAAGGACUUAGAAGAGGUUGAGAAGGAUCGUGCCAGGUUAAUGGAGAAGCAUGGUAAGGCUAUUGCCAAGGUGAAUAAGAAAGCCGAGAAGAGGGAUGAGAAAGAUGAGAGGAAGGUGGCUAAACUGGAAUGGAUUAUGAUUCGAACUACUUAG